Dermatophagoides pteronyssinus (European house dust mite) is the source of this 1004-nucleotide messenger RNA. Its product is annotated as neuroglobin-like. NCBI's taxonomy places the organism in Eukaryota, Metazoa, Arthropoda, Arachnida, Sarcoptiformes, Pyroglyphidae. Gene Ontology annotation, molecular function: oxygen binding; heme binding. The record is from RefSeq and is a predicted model, not a curated record.
UGUUUUUUGUUUAAAUUCUGUCCAGCGAUUCAAUUCAAAUUCAAUUCUAGCAAAAACAAAACGAAAAAUUCAUUUCAUAAUCAAAAUUUGAAUAGAGAAAAAUUCGUCGACCAAACAAACAAAUUCCUGUUUGCAUAUUUAUUCCGGGGAAAAAGCUAAUUGAAUUUUCUUACCAAAAAAUUACAAAAUUACAAACGAAAAAAAAAAUGGGCUGUCCAUUAAGUAAAAGUGGUGAUGAUUCAAAUUCAUCAAGAAGACAAAAAUCAUUAGAUCCAUUCGAAACGGAAGAAAAUAUUGGUAAUAAAACAUUUGAUCCAAGAUUACCAUUAACUGUUAAACAAAAAUUUAAUCUUUCCAAAUCAUGGAAAGGAAUUUCAAGAGAAAUGGAAAUGACAGGCGUUUUAAUGUUUGUCAAAUUAUUUGAAGAAACACCCGAUAUUUUAAAUUUGUUUACAAAAUUUCAAGAAUUAAAAACAAAAGAUAGCCAAUUAAAAAGUAUGGAAUUAGCUGAACAUGCAACAAAAGUAAUGGCCAAUUUAGAUGAAAUGAUCAAUGGGCUGGAUGAUAUGGAUUAUUUUUUUCAUCAUUUACAUAAUUUAGGAAAAUUUCAUCGAAAAAUUCCUGGUUUUCAAAAAGAAAAUUUUUUGAAACUAGAGAAACCAUUUAUCGAAGCCGUAAAAGAAGUAUUACAAGAACGUUAUACAGAUAAUAUGGCCAACAUUUAUAAUAUAAUCAUUAAAUUAAUAUUACAAACAGUGGCUGAAGGUUUUGAAAAAGAUUUUGAUUGAAAAUUGAAAUAUUUUUUUUUAAGUUUUCAAUUUUCGAACCAGAAGAAAAAAAAACAUGAAAAAACUUUUUACCGGGAUUCCAAUGAACCAAAAAAAUUGUGAAACUUUUUUUUUUGUUGCCAAAAUCCAGAUUUUAUACUUUUCACUCUUUCUCAUGUCGCUACACAUCAUUGGAAAAUGGAAGCCGCCAAAACCAAAACGAAAAAAAAAAAACAA